Molecule: messenger RNA, 1184 nt
Organism: Drosophila bipectinata
Lineage: Eukaryota; Metazoa; Arthropoda; Insecta; Diptera; Drosophilidae
Source: RefSeq, a predicted model, not a curated record
UAACGAUAACUAAAAAAAAAAACAGAAAAAAAUACAUCUGUUGGGAAAAAAAAUUAUAUCUACGGAAAAAUAGCAUUCCCUUGCAUUUUACAAGGUGUCAGCACAUUCCAUUGCCAAUAGGAUCAUUUUUGGCGUGCAAGCUUACAUAAUUUGGGCAGUUAAUCCUUUGAAAGCGCUGCAAUAUGUCGUCCGAAGAGCUGGCGCCAAUUAACGAGAAGGACUUCAAGGAUCUGAAGGAGCGCAUGAAGCUGAUUGUGGACGCAGAUCCAAAGCAGUAUCACAACGAUUUUUCCCUUCGGCGCUAUUUGCGCGCCUUUAAGACCACGGAUGACGCAUUUCAGGCCAUUCUGAAGACAAACAAGUGGCGCGAGACAUAUGGCGUCGAUAAGCUCGGCGAAAUGGACAUGGAACUGCUGGCCAAUAAGGCUCGUGUGCUGCGCCACCGUGACUGCAUUGGUCGUCCCGUGAUUUAUAUUCCGGCCAAGAAUCACAGCUCUUCAGAGCGCGACAUCGAGGAGCUGACUCGAUUCAUUGUCUACAACCUGGAGGAGGCCUGCAAGAAGUGCUUCGAGGAGGUCACCGACCGUCUGUGCAUCGUAUUCGAUCUGGCCGAGUUCAGUACUGCUUGCAUGGACUACCAGCUGGUCAAGAAUCUCAUCUGGCUGUUGGGAAAGCACUUUCCAGAGCGCCUCGGCGUCUGCCUAAUCCUCAAUUCGUCAGGAUUUUUCUCCACCAUUUGGCCGGGCGUGCGGUUGAUGCUUGAUGAUAAUACCUCCAAAAAGGUUAAAUUCGUUAGUGAUGAUGUUGAGCUAUGUCAGUAUCUCAUUCCUGACAUCCUGCCCACGGACAUGUAAGAAACUUCCGCUUCAAAACCAUCAGUUAGUCGUAGACAUAUCUCCGAAAUGAGAACCGAAUCCAGUACCUAAGUAACAAUGGCGCAACCUAUUUGCAAGGAGGCUUCUGAGAGCUAGAGCUUUGUAUCCAGUACUCUUUCUGUAAAUCGAUGUGUUAAAACAGUUGAUUGUAAAAUGUAUUUAUUGGACACAACUAACUAUUUUAGAUACAUGUUUUUCGUGGAUAUGCCGUGCAGAAUCUAUAUACCUGAAUUCGUACCUAUAUAUACUGUAUACCGUAUGUACAUAAAUAAUAUGCAUGUCUAUGUGUACAGCAAAUAAAGUUGUAAA